CAUAGAUCCAGCGCUGAGUUUCAGGAUCCGAGCGCGUACAUACAGAUUUUGGCAUCUCAGUUUGGACUAUUGUGGCCAAAUCAAUGCUCAGUGCCCAGGUAUUGGUGUAGUUGAAAUGCAGGCUUGACACCUCCACAUUCGUUACUCCCCAGCAAAUUCUUUCUCCUCCCUUCCGGAUGGCCGGAGCAGUGAUGGAAAGCAUUGUGAUCCUUGAUGAUGACGAUGAAGAAGCUUCCACAUCUGCAUCCGCGUCCUAUUCUCGUGCUACGAACUGCCAGUCAAAAACACCUGUGAAGAAUCAGCCGCCGGCUCCAACACACAUCACACAGUCUCCGUUCGCCAGUGCAAAGAAGGAUGUUCGUGUCCUGCAGGUGGAGAAUGAAAAACUGUUUGCGGAGUUUGUGGAACAUUGCUCCAAGUACUCUAAAGAUCAUCCAGAGGUCAUGACCUACCUCCAGACCAGAUACUCCAAGGCCCUGCCGACCUUCCUGUCAUCGGUGGAGUUCCGUAACACUUUGGGCCGCUGCCUCACACGAGCCCAGGCCAACACUGGCAAAACUUUCGUCUACAUUAAUGAACUCUGCACCGUUCUUAAACAGCACACAGCUCGGAAAAGGAGCUCCAUACAGUCUGUCCCCUCCCAGACAAAACCUGAGCAAAAAAGCAAUGGGACAGAUUUAAACGAGGAGGUACAGGUUAAAGGACAAGAGGAAAAGCAAGAGGGGGAAGAGGAAACAAAAACAACGAAAAGGGCUUCAAGGAGACAGAUAGCGUACCUGGAAAACCUGUUGAAGGUGUAUAAUGAGGAGAUCCGACGGCUUCAGGAGCGGGAGUUGAGUAUAGACGAUCUGGAGAAGGAGGACUCCACUUAUAUUCAAGAGCACAAGCUCAAACGCAAGAUGAUGAAGAUCUAUGACAAACUGUGUGAGCUAAAGGGCUGCAACACGCUGACGGGUCGAGUGAUCGAGCAGAAGAUUCCCUACAAUGGAACACGCUACCCAGAGAUCAACAAAAAGAUUGAACGCUACAUUAACAGUCCAGAAGCUCUUCACAAUCCACCAGACUACACAGAUAUGCUGAAGGUGGUUCAGCGCGCCAACGAACGCUACAAACUCCUGCUCACCCGCAAACAAUUAACACAAAUCGCUCAAGAAUCUUUCAGAGAGACGGGCAACAAACUGCAGGAAAGACGCCAUCUUGACAUGGUCUACAACUUCGGCUCUCACCUUACAGAUACCUACAAACCUACGUUAGACCCUGCACUCACUGAUCCAGGACUACAUCGCAAACUCCGCUCAAACAGAGACUUGGCUCUCAGCAGCCUGGAGGAGGUGAUCAACAAAUACGCUAAUAAACAGGAAGACAUGGAGGUAGAGGAUGUGAGGAAGAAACAAGAAAGAGACCGACAAAAAAAAGAGGCACUUAAUGGGCAGCAAAGUGACAGCAAAGAAAAAGAGAAGGAGGAACAGGAACAGGAAGAAAAAGAAGAAGAGGAGGAGGAGGAGGAAGAUGAAGAAGAGGAUGAUUCCUCUGAUCCAGACAUUGAAGAUGAGAUCCAAGCAAGUCAAGAACAAGUUGGUCCAGAUGACGACGAAGAGGACGUCGAAGAAGAGACGAUGAACAACAGCGACAAUGAUCAGCCCAUCGAUGAGAGCUCUCCUCUAUCAAUCAAAUCAUCCAUUCAGGACACAGAGGAAGAUCAGGGCGAUGACGACCAGCGCUCUCCAGCCAGCAGCACGCAUGAGACGGGACCUGUGGAGACAAACACAAACGGCACACCUGUGAAACAAAGCCCUCCGUUCACAGAGACUUUGGAUCUUAUGCCUACCGACAGCACAGAACUUAUUUCCUCAAAUCACGUUAAAUCUGUUUCUGAAAGCACCACUAACUGCACCGAGACUGUCUCCACUCAUCAGGACGCACCGUCAACCCCCAUGAGAUCAGCCAACUGCAGUCCACUACCUCCAACAAGCCCUUUACUGAUCGACGAGAUGGGCAACUACAAGAAAAGGAAACGAUCCUCCACUGAAAAGCAAACUGCUGCCUACAAUGGGAACUGCACACAGGACAGUGAUAUUCCUCUGGAUAUGGGUGUGAUCUGUUGUUCUGAGGAAGUAGACUUUAAGAUGACGAGUCCGAAACGAGUCAUGGUCAGGAGCUCACGAGCCACACCUCCACCUAAAAAAAAUAAGGUGAACGUGGCGACUCAGUGCGACCCAGAGGAAGUGAUCGUUCUGUCCGAUUCGGAUUGAGUCACAGGGUACUGAGCUGGCAUUUCAGUCAGCGUCCUGCUCCGAUAGUGCCUGCCAAUGUGAACCGAGAACAAAAUCUUUAUUUUACGUUGGACUGGUUCAAUCAGGUUUUGAACCGCCACCACUUAUACGCAAUGCCACGUUUACUUUUUAUACAAGGGAAAAAUGGCAUGCCGUUAUUCAUUCAGGCUUUUUAGAGGUAUUUUGAUAUACUGUAAAUGGGUCAUGCCUCUAAACAUUCGUACUCCAAGGGGUUUAUCUUGUAUUGUAUUUAUGGUUUUAGUUGGAGGGUUUGGAUGCAAUCCUCAUUUGUGCCAAGAGUCAUGAGGGGAAGUGAACUUUCCCUCCUCAGCUCAAUAAAUGCUCUCAUUUUGUGUAGUGUUUGACUUAAAUGUUGAUGACUUUGUACAGUGCACUGUGGAUUUUUUACACAGCUCUAGAAAUAAUUUCCACGCAAGUGAUGAACUACUUGAUGGGUUUUUAAAUUUACAAGCAUAGGAAGCAUUAUUUUCAGAUUACAUCUUAAAGAAAUAGUUCACUCAAAAAUAAAAAUUCAGACUCUAAGUACAGCUUUUCUUUUUUGUGCAAUACAGAAAAAAUAUCAGUAUUUGGAUUUUAAAGGACUUCAGAGUAAAUAUUGACAGAAUUUAUUAUUUUUGGGUGAACUGUUCCUUUAACUGGCCUCAGGUGAGAAAGCACAAGAGUUAAGUGUUUCCUACACUUUUUGGUAUUGAAAUGAUUUCUGUAAACUGCUGAUGACUGAUCUAUUAAAUUGAUCAACAUUGUCAUAUUAAAAAUUGUUUUUAAUUA
This is a messenger RNA of Labeo rohita (rohu), 3062 nucleotides long. RefSeq names its product death-domain associated protein (gene daxx). The record is from RefSeq and is a predicted model, not a curated record. Lineage: Eukaryota; Metazoa; Chordata; Actinopteri; Cypriniformes; Cyprinidae. The transcript has 12 exons. Gene Ontology annotation, molecular function: histone binding. Bases 177 to 2252 code for a protein of 691 amino acids.